CUUGGUUUAUGAUUCAUAUUAGGAAUUACUUUACAAAGUGCCUUGUUUGUAUGUGCAAACUGUCAUGUGUCUGUUGUAAAUGUAAGCCCCGCUAGAUACGGAUAUGAGGUUUCCUGAUAGUAGUCAAUUUUUGUGAGAAACAUUUAUUUACCAUCCAUCUGAUUAGUUCACUGACAUUUUAAAAACACCCGCCAGUUAGUUGAAAUGUGAAAAUUCAAAAUAAACAAAUAUACAACACAAAUAGACGUCUAAAACAACUCAUGUCAUCUUAUCAAUCGUAUAGUGGUGUUGCUCAUACAAAUCUAAGUUCAGCAGCAAGUGUCUCUGCUGAUCUGAUAGCACACCGUGGUGUUUGGCGUAAAAUCAUAUCAAUAAUUAUAUUUAUGGGAUUUUUGAUUACAUCAUGGGCUACUAUUGUAUUACAUGUGAUGAAUUUUACAAAUGAAAGUAUUUUAGAGUUAUCUGUUUCAAUCUCGGUAUUAAUAGCUGGACAAUAUAUAAUAACAGGUAUUGUGGAUGGUAUCAUUUAUUGGAGACGUUGGAAUGCAUCAAGUCAACGUCAACGUACAAAAAUACAAGAACAAAAUAAAGAAGCAUGGGUAGUUAUGCGAAUUACACUGACAGUUUUAGGAAUGGCACCAAUUGCAAGAUAUAUUGAAUCAUUGGUCAUAGUAAAACGAAUGCUUAGUUUAGAAAAACAAUAUAUGUCCGAAACAAUAGCCUUAGUUAAAGAAGUUCAACAACCAUCUAAUUUACCAAGUGGAUCAUUAAUUAGUGUACCAAUGACAAAUACUCAAUUAUCACAACAAAGGAAAACACCUGAUAUUAUUAGUAAUCCUGCAAAAAUGAGACAAUUAGAUACGGGACUUCAAUAUGUACGUCGUGUAAGACGACAAUUUUGUCGUACAGAACAUGAUGCAGCUAUUAUAGCUUUAACUAGUGGUGUAAUUGGUGCUGGACCAUAUGCAAUAUCUCAAGGUAUAUUGUUCUACAGGAGAGAAACAAUGCUUUUCUUUAUGACAAUUGAUACAAAAAUUAUCCUCUUAAUAUGUACAAUCUUUUGUAUGUUAUGGAUAAGUACAAGUUUUACCCAUUUCUAUCCAGUACAAUAUAAACAAAAUGAAUUAGAAUAUGAACGUGGUAUUGGACAAGUACAUAUUGGUGGAUUAUUAUUAUUAUUUAUAAUACAUUUAAUACAUAUAACAUUACGUUGUAUAUCAAUUGUAUUAUUUACUGGAAGAUUUUAUUUAUUUAUAUUCAUUAUAUUAAUUGGACAUUAUUUAAUUGUUUUAAUAACAAUUCUAAUUGCUAGACAAUAUACUAAUCGGUUAGAUCAUUUAAAUCAUCAAGUUAAUAAACAUAGUGAUCUUUGUGAAAACUUCUUUCUUGAUUUACUUCAUUCAUAUAUUAAUUUAUAUGAAUUUUUUAAUGCUGGUAUCAAAUACACUCGUACAAGAUAUUUAAUUUAUUAUUUCUUUUAUUAUAUAGAAAAUUCUAUAAUGAUUGGUUUAUGGUAUGAUUAUUAUCAAUAUCCUGAAUCAUGGUAUUAUUUACCAUGUUUAUUAGUUGUUAUAUUAGUACAAUUAUUAGGUUUUAUAUUAUUACAAAUUUAUUUAUAUGCUUAUUCGAAAUCCCGUCGUAAAACAACAUUAUGCGGUUUAUGCUUUAUGCAUAAAUCAAUUGAAAUCCCAAUAAGACAACAACAACAACAACAACAACCAGUACAGCAACAACAAUCUUUAACAGGUCUUAAACGGAGUGAAUCUCUAUUUAAUUAUAAUCGUAAUGAUAAUAAUGGUUCGUUACCAAGAACUGUUUCGAAUAUACCAAAGUCAUAUACUAAUCUAAAUCGACAACAAUCAAAUACAAUAUUAAAUAGUUAUCCAUCUAUAGAUAAUAUGAAUUAUACAAAAUCAAUAAAAUAUAAUGAUAAUGGUAUAUAUGAUCCAAUAUUUGGUGAACAAAUUAUACAACCAGCUAUACCAAUUCAAUUACGUAAUCAUAGAAAUAAAUAUAAAAUCAAUAACAAUCAACAAUUUAAUGAUAAUCAAAAAUCAAUAUCGGAAUUAAAUACUAAUAAUACUAAUACUAUUACUAAUAAUAAUUUACAACCAAAGAUGAAGAAACAAUUAAAUGAAUCCUUAGAGAAUCAUCGAAACAUAAGACCUACUUUAUAUAGAAAUCCAUCAACAAACAAUGUACCAAGUUCAUCUGAUAACAUAGUACAAUCAACAAUGAUAAAUAAUAAUUCAAGGAAAUCUCAGAAAGAUGUUAAUCAUCAUCAUCAUCAUCACCAUCGUUAUCAGCAUCAUAAUGGUACUAGAACUACACAAUAUAAUAGUUAUACAAUACAUAGUAGAACAAAAGAAAGAUAAUAAACUAUUCAUAAAGAAUAAAAAUCAAAUAUAUAGUGUAUUUGUAUGGAUUUCUUCUUAGCACUAUUAUUCUAUUUUGAUAAGAUUUCAUUAUUAAUAUUAUUAGUAGUAACUGAAUAAUGCACAUCAUUUCACAUAGAUACUAGUCUUCCAAACUGCAUUAUAUUACUGGUAUGAACGAGAACAUAUGUAAAGUAUAACUACAAAAUUACAAGAGUUCUUUGAUAAAAUGUAAAAAAAACAACAACUAUACAUUCAAUACUUUAUUUUGCAAAACCUUCAUCAAUUAUUUCAAAAUGUAUUAUUCCUUUAUUGUCAUAACAAUUACUCUUUAUUUGUUUUCUCUUCAAUUAGAUAUUCCUUAACUUUUGCUAUUAAGCAUACUAUUUCUGAUUGGUGUUAUAUACUACUUAUGUCGAUAUAAGUAGCAUACACCACACUACUACCAAUACAGUAUUUACAUUAGAUAUAUUUUUAAAGAAAAUUUCAACAUACUGUGACUUCAUAUACUUCCUUUUAGCAGUAGUAAAGCUCAGUCUAUCAUAGAUCUGUUCUUACAUGAUGAUUUUAAUUAAUUUUUUUUAAAUUCAUGUAAUACUGUAUAUAUUUACGU
This is a messenger RNA of Schistosoma rodhaini, 2988 nucleotides long. The record is from the annotation of a GenBank genome assembly. NCBI's taxonomy places the organism in Eukaryota, Metazoa, Platyhelminthes, Trematoda, Strigeidida, Schistosomatidae.